UCACCCUCUUCCUCGAAAUGUGACAAACUUGCCCUCACGCGUCAUUUCCCGCGACGCCCAUUGUCAAGAAUCGAAGAACCUCAAAGCAGAUUUCCCUUCACAAUCAAUCAAUCAAACGUUGGCAUCUCUUGCGGCGAGGGAAUCCUCUCACACACUCACUAGAUCCCUCUCCCUCUCCGUCUUCCUCUUCCUCUUCUUCGAGCCCGCAGUCAGUCCAUUCCCCACUCAGAUCGCAUUCACUAGAACAGGAGAUCCGGAAUCGGCCGAUCGAUCGGGAUGGACGACGACGGCCCCCUGCCGACGACGGCGUCUUCCGGGCUGAGCUCGAAGAAGGAGGCCCCAGAUUCGAGCCUGUUCGGCAGAGGCCGGUACAAGUUCUGGGCCUUGGCGGCCAUCCUGCUUCUAGCCUGCUGGUCGAUGUUCACCGGCACCGUCUCCCUCCGGUGGUCUGCCGGCAACCUGGACCCCAUGUACGACGACCUUGACAUUCUUGUUCACGACGACAUUGACGUCCUUGAAAUGGAGGACAGGGAGGAGAUGGUAAAGCACAUGUGGGAUGUGUACACUAGCAGCCGUCAAGUCAGGCUUGCUCAAUUUUGGCGUGAGGCGUUCGAGGCUGCAUUUGAGGAUAUGACCAGCGAGGUCCCCGGCAUUAGAGAGGCCGCUACCUCUGAGAUUGCAAAGAUGUCGUUGCGGUCUAUUAUAGUCCAUCCCCCUCCCGUCCAGACCACGAGUGCCCGAGAAUUCAGAAAGAGUUUCAACAUAGCAGAGAGAGGCAUGUCAGGGGGAACUCGGCGAUGAUGAGAAGAAUUCUCUAGGAUUCAGUGCUUCAAAUCACCCUUAGUCCAGGCAAUUUUACACCAGCCUCUGAGGUCAUAGCAGGUUCAAAAAUGGUCUAAUUCUUCAUUCUUUUACACAAACUCCUUUUUUUUUAUCUUGUUAGCCGCUUAUUGUUUUGUAAGGUUUUGUUGUCAUAUCGUUGUUUUCCUGGGAUAGAAAUUGGAGCAACCUUUUCGCCUGCUUAUUUUAAGCGAUGCCUGAUAUUUGUUGAUGAAAACUAAAUCCGAAGGUGCUCCCGAACUGGGUAGAGUUACUUUAUGUGACUAAGGGAGCAAUAUAAUCCACAACAUCCAAAUUCAAGCAUUUUUCUU
Messenger RNA from Punica granatum (pomegranate), 1151 nucleotides. The record is from RefSeq and is a predicted model, not a curated record. NCBI's taxonomy places the organism in Eukaryota, Viridiplantae, Streptophyta, Magnoliopsida, Myrtales, Lythraceae.